Sorex fumeus (smoky shrew) is the source of this 1476-nucleotide messenger RNA. It is a transcript of the gene PRAME, whose product is annotated as PRAME nuclear receptor transcriptional regulator. NCBI's taxonomy places the organism in Eukaryota, Metazoa, Chordata, Mammalia, Eulipotyphla, Soricidae. The record is from RefSeq and is a predicted model, not a curated record. Gene Ontology annotation, biological process: positive regulation of cell population proliferation; negative regulation of cell differentiation; negative regulation of DNA-templated transcription. Gene Ontology annotation, cellular component: cytoplasm. Bases 25 to 1476 code for a protein of 483 amino acids. The transcript is spliced from 3 exons.
CUAUUCUGCAGCAGCUUCCCAGGGAUGAGCAGCCCAACUCUACCCAAGCUUUUGGAACUGGCAGCCCACAGCCUGCUGAGCAGUGAGACUAUACCUGCUCUAGAAGAGUUCACAGUCGACCUCUUCCCACCACUGCUCACCACUGCAUUUGCCAAGGGGCACAGGCAGGCCCUGAAGGCACUGGUGCAGGCCUGGCCCUUCCCCGUUCUCCGUCUGGGCUCUCUCAUAGUGCAGUGGCCCAACCAUGAGAGCUUGCAAGCGGUGCUGGAUGGACUCAACAUCUUUCCUGCCCACAGGACUUGUCCCAGGAGGUCAGAACUGAGGGUGCUGGAUCUGACCCUGGACUUCGAGCAGGUCCAGGGGAAAGGUGCCUCGGAGGCCCUGGCCAAGUUCCCUUUUUGGUUGCCAUCAACAGCCAAGGCUGAGAAGCAGCAGGUCACAUCCCAGCCCAUGGCAGCAGAGGACUCAAGAAAAGCAUCUAGCCAGUCGGGAGAGCCACUGGAGUUACACAUUGAUCUUUUCCUGCAAGGCCCCUUCAAGUUAGAUACAUUCCUUGCCAGCCUCCUGAGCAAGGUGGAGCAGAGCAGAGGGUCUCUGCGUCUCUGCUGCCGGAAGUUGCAUAUUGAGGAAAUGACUUUUAACAGCCUUAUCGGGAUCCUGAAAACUCUGGACCUGGAAUUCAUCCAGGAGCUAGAGGUGUUCGACUGGUUCCGGGCUCUGUCCGAGCAAAGCCUGUUUGCCACCCAGCUGGGGAGGAUUUGCAACCUGCGCAGCCUCAAGCUGGCCUACUACCACUGGGCUUUCUCUCCCGAGGCCGAGCAAUCCUCCAGCUACUUCCUCUCCCAGUUAGGCCAACUGGGCCACCUCAAGAAGCUCCACCUGGCCUAUUCCUACCUCUCAGGCAACCUCCAUCAAGUGCUCAGCUGCCUUCAGACGCCCCUGCAUACCCUGGAGAUACGCUCCUGCACGCUUCUGAACGCUGACAUCACCUACCUGUCCCAGAGCCUUCAUGCCACCUGCCUGAAGAAGCUGGACCUGAGUGGAAACAGCCUGUCCCAUGUGGUCCCAGGGCCCCUCGAGACCUUGCUGCAGGAGGUGUCGGGCACCCUGCAACAUCUGGACCUGAACCACUGCUGGCUGAAGGACGUGCACCUGAGCGUCAUCCUGCCAGCCCUGUGCCGCUGCUCGCACCUCCGUGCCCUGGGCCUCUCAGACAACCCCGUGUCUAGGACAGGCCUGCUGAGCCUGCUGGAGCACACGUCCGCACUGAGGGAGCUGAAGCGUGUGCUCUACCCCAUCCCUGUGGAGUGCUGCGUGUACCUGUAUGGCCUCUCCUGGGGCCCCAUCGACAGAGGGAAGCUGUGCCAAGUGCAGGCUGAGCUGCAGAAGCUGCUGCAGGUUGUGCAGCGGACAGACAUGCAGUGGAGCCCCCGACUGCCCUCGCCCUUGCCCGUGAGACUGGUGCAGCUUGACUGA